AAAUUCUAGGGAUUGGUCUAGAAAGCUGACACAGCGUGUAAAGGCCAACACCAGUAAGAAACGGAAAGUCUCACUUCUUUUUGAUCACCUUGAGCCAGAGGAGCUGUCAGACCACCUUACCUAUCUUGAAUUUAAGUCUUUCAGAAGGAUAUCAUUCUCAGAUUAUCAGAACUACAUUGUGAAUAGUUGUGUGAAAGAGAAUCCAACAAUGGAAAGAUCAAUUGCCCUUUGCAAUGGUAUCUCUCAGUGGGUGCAGCUAAUGGUCCUCAGCAGACCAACACCACAGCUUCGGGCUGAAGUGUUCAUCAAGUUCAUUCAUGUUGCACAGAAGCUCCACCAGCUGCAGAAUUUCAAUACGUUAAUGGCAGUGAUAGGUGGUCUCUGUCACAGUUCCAUUUCCAGACUCAAGGAAACGAGCUCAUGUGUUCCUCAUGAUGUAAUUAAGGUGUUUAAUGAAAUGACAGAACUGCUUUCAUCUUACAGAAAUUAUGAUAGUUACCGACGUGCCUAUAACGAGUGCAGUAACUUUAAGAUCCCAAUCCUUGGGGUCCACCUGAAAGACUUGAUAUCACUUUAUGAGGGCAUGCCAAACUACUUAGAGGACAAAAAAAUUAACAUAUACAAACUAUACUCUCUGUAUAACCACAUAAAUGAGCUGAUACAACUCCAGGAAAUGCCACUUCCUCUGGAGGCUAAUAUGGACCUUGUUCAUUUACUUACACUGUCCCUUGAUCUUUACUACACAGAAGAUGAAAUUUAUGAGCUUUCAUAUGCACGAGAGCCACGAAGUCACCGAGCUGCUCCUUUGACACCUUCCAGACCACCAGUGGUUGCAGACUGGGCCUCAGGAGUAGCCCCAAAACCUGAUCCAAAAACCAUCAGCAAACAUGUUCAGAGGAUGGUAGAUUCUGUCUUCAAAAAUUAUGACCAUGAUCAGGAUGGAUACAUUUCCCAGGAAGAAUUUGAAAAGAUAGCUGCCAGUUUUCCAUUCUCAUUUUGUGUAAUGGCUAAGGACUGGGAAGGUCUGAUUAGCAGGGAUGAAAUAACAGCUUACUUUAUGAGGGCUAGCUCAAUCUAUUCCAAAUUAGGACUUGGCUUUGCUCACAACUUCCAGGAGACCACUUACUUAAGGCCUACCUUCUGCGACAACUGUGCUGGAUUUCUAUGGGGAGUCAUUAAGCAAGGAUACAGAUGCAAAGACUGCGGAAUGAACUGUCACAAGCAGUGCAAAGACCUGGUUGUAAUAGAGUGUAAGAGAAGACCCAAAACUUCAGUUGCAGACAGCAGCCCAACAUCUGCUUUUGCUUCAAGCCUCUGCCCAGUAGGAGUGAAAGAGCAAUUCCAUGGACAAGAAGAAGGACCAUUCACAUUUCCUAAUGGAGUAGUAGAACACAAUGAAGACAGCAAGGACCGAACCAUUAUGCUCAUGGGUUCCUCAGCUCAGAAAAUCUCAGUGAGACUGAAACCAGCUGUAGUUCAUAAAGGUACACAGACUGAUCUUGCAGUGCUGGCUGGUGAUGUAUCUCGUAGACAGAGAGAGAAGAAAGAACAUAGGAUGCCAGAAAAUCCUUAUCUCCAGACAGCUCCACCAUCCCCAUGUCCAAGCCCAAUUCUUGGCCGCAAAAAGGCCUAUGUUAAAUGGGAAAACAAGGACUCCAGCCAGAAAAUGAAGGAGGAGCAUCACAGCUGUAAACCCUCGUAUCAGGAACUUGAGCAGGAAAGAAAUAUUCUGAAGGCAGACAAUGAAGGUUUAAAGAUCCAACUGGAACAGGCACAUAAAACAAUUGAAUCUCUCACAAUCCAGAGAAGAAACCAUGUAGUUGACAACCUACAACCCAGAGACUGCUCCUACCAGACAAGAGAGGAAAUCUCCUGUGAAAGAAUGUAAGAGUGAAGGAGGGGUUGUGAUAAAGCUGCUUUACCAAGUGAACUGGAAAGAGUCUGAAGGACGUUAAACAGAAAUACUCUUUUUACUCAACACAUUUCCAUAUUAAACAUACACUCUCAAAUGUAUAAAUCCAUUC
Messenger RNA from Phaethon lepturus (White-tailed tropicbird), 2024 nucleotides. It is a transcript of the gene RASGRP1, whose product is annotated as RAS guanyl releasing protein 1 (calcium and DAG-regulated). Gene Ontology annotation, cellular component: plasma membrane. The record is from RefSeq and is a predicted model, not a curated record. Gene Ontology annotation, molecular function: guanyl-nucleotide exchange factor activity; calcium ion binding. NCBI's taxonomy places the organism in Eukaryota, Metazoa, Chordata, Aves, Phaethontiformes, Phaethontidae. Gene Ontology annotation, biological process: positive regulation of GTPase activity; Ras protein signal transduction. The transcript is spliced from 12 exons. The annotation marks the transcript as partial.